Molecule: messenger RNA, 1716 nt
Organism: Zygosaccharomyces rouxii
Lineage: Eukaryota; Fungi; Ascomycota; Saccharomycetes; Saccharomycetales; Saccharomycetaceae
Product: sugar porter family MFS transporter
Exons: 1
Coding region: 1-1716 (571 amino acids)
Biological process (GO): carbohydrate transport; transmembrane transport
Cellular component (GO): membrane
Molecular function (GO): carbohydrate:proton symporter activity
Source: RefSeq, a predicted model, not a curated record
AUGAAGAUAGAUAAAAAACAAAUAGGAUGUGCCCUGAUGGGUAAAAGAAUCAAUUACAGGGUGACCAUAUAUGAUAAGUUCCCAAAAAUAUACAAUAUUUUUGUGAUUGGGUUUACUUCAUGUAUAUCUGGUCUAAUGUUUGGUUUUGACGUUUCUUCAAUGUCAUCUAUGAUCGGUACUGAUGGUUAUAAAGAAUAUUUUGGUACGCCGGGUCCCACUGAACAAGGUGGUAUUACAGCAUGUAUGCCAGCAGGUUCAUUUGUUGCGUCAUUAAUUGCACCAUAUUUUUCUGAUAAUUUUGGCAGAAGAGUUUCGCUUCACCUUUGUGCAAUAUUUUGGAUGAUUGGUGCUGUUUUACAAUGUGCUUCUCAAGAUUUAGCAAUGCUUUGUGUAGGUCGUGUCGUUUCAGGUCUGGGUAUUGGAUUUGGUUCUAGUGUUGCACCUGUUUACUGUUCUGAAAUAGCACCUCCAAAGAUUAGAGGUGCUAUUGGUGGUCUUUUCCAAUUUUCUGUUACUCUAGGUAUUAUGAUAUUAUUUUUCAUUGGUUAUGGUGCUCAUUUUAUUAAUGGUGCAGGUUCAUUUAGAUUAACUUGGGGUAUUGAGCUGGUACCAGGAGCUUGUCUGUUAAUUGCAGUUUUUUUCUUACCUGAAUCACCACGUUGGUUGGCAUUGCAUGAUUAUUGGGAAGAAGCUGAAGAUAUUGUAAUUAGAGUUGCUGCAAAGGGUAAUAGAGAAAAUGAACAAGUUAUGAUUCAAUUAGAAGAAAUUAGAGAACAAGUGGAAAUCGAUAAAGAAGCCGAGGCCUUCCAACUAAAGGAUCUAUUUAGACCAAAGACAAGAGUAAAGACCAUGGUCGGUAUGAUGGCACAAAUGUGGCAGCAAAUGUGCGGUAUGAACGUCAUGAUGUAUUACAUCGUUUACAUCUUCACGAUGGCUGGUUUCAAGGGUGGUGCCGUUUUGGUUUCGGGUUCUAUUCAAUACGUUUUGAAUGUCGUUAUGACUAUUCCUGCACUCUUCUUAAUGGAUAAAUGUGGUAGAAGACCUGUUUUACUUAUCGGCGGCUUACUUAUGUGUGCAUGGUUAUUUGCGGUUGGUGGUUUAUUGGCUACUUAUUCAGAUCCUUACCCCCAUGGAUUUGAAGGAGAUGAGACGGUUAGAAUUGCAAUUCCUCAAUCAAAUAAACCUGCCGCCAAUGGAGUUAUUGCCUGCUCCUAUUUAUUUGUUUGUUCAUACGCACCAACCUGGGGUGUUUGCAUUUGGAUUUACUGUGCUGAAAUUUUCAACAAUACGGAAAGAGCUAAAGGUUCAGGUCUUUGUACAGCAGUUAACUGGAUCUUUAAUUUUGCGCUGGCGUUAUUUGUUCCUUCCGCUUUCAAAAAUUUGACUUGGAAGACUUAUAUUAUGUUUGGUGUCUUUUGUGUCGCAUUAACAAUUAAUACUUUUUUACUGUUCCCUGAAACUAAGGGUAAGACUUUAGAAGAGAUUGAUCAAAUGUGGGAAGCUCAUAUACCCGCUUGGAAGACUCACAGUUGGGUUCCAACCAUACCAAGUGCAAGUAAAUUCGAUCAAGAAAUGCACAAGACUGAUUUGGAACACGUUGAAGAUACCGGAGAUUCAGAUAGAAUUUCACCUAAGGACGACUCCGAAAAAGGUUCGGUAACUGGCCUAGAAGAAGUUGCAAAAUCUAAUCCUAAUUCCACCUCGUUGUCCGAGUAA